Fulmarus glacialis (Northern fulmar) is the source of this 1111-nucleotide messenger RNA. RefSeq names its product glyoxylate reductase/hydroxypyruvate reductase-like. The record is from RefSeq and is a predicted model, not a curated record. Bases 1 to 999 code for a protein of 332 amino acids. The transcript is spliced from 5 exons. Gene Ontology annotation, cellular component: cytosol. Gene Ontology annotation, molecular function: glyoxylate reductase (NADPH) activity; NAD binding; hydroxypyruvate reductase [NAD(P)H] activity. Lineage: Eukaryota; Metazoa; Chordata; Aves; Procellariiformes; Procellariidae.
AUGGAGGGUCAGGAACUGCCUUACGUGCUAAUUGACUGUAUAGGAGGGAAGCAUGGAGUAUAUGAAGACCACGCUGAAUUUCUGGAGAAACAUUUUCAUCUCAUCACCAUGAAAGAGUAUCUUGAAAACAAGAAAUUUCUCGGCAAAAAGAUCACAGCUAUUUAUAUGUGGUAUCACAAACCAGUUGUUAAUGAAGAGCUGCUCCAGAGCUUGCCUAACUUGAAGAUAGUUGCAAGCUCUGGAGUGGGAAUAGAUCACUUGGACCUGAACCUCCUCUCCAGCUAUGGUGUGAAAGCCUCCAACACUCCAUUUGUUGUUUCCACUGACACUGCAGACUUGGGAAUGGCUUUGGUGCUGGCGUCUUCCAGGAGACUUGUGGAAGGCUAUCAGAUGGCAGUGUCCCCCGACACGGAGUAUUUCCCCGCUGACUGGCUGGGGGCUGAGGUUUCUGGGGCGACCCUGGGGGUCGUGGGAAUGGGCACCAUUGGCUACAAAGUGGCCGAGAGAGCCAAAGCCUUUGAAAUGAAGAUUUUGUACCACAAUAGGAAUCAGAGAAACAAAGAAGAAGAAAGUGCCGUUGGAGCUGUUUACUGUAAGAAGAUAGAUGAUUUGCUCCAGCAGUCAGAUUUUGUGUUGCUGUCUGUGAACCUGACUCCACAGACACAAAAAAUGAUUGGGAAGAGGGAGCUGGAGCUGAUGAAACCCACAGCUACUCUCAUUAAUAUCAGCAGAGGUCUGGUUGUGGAUCAGGAUGCUUUGGUGGAAGCCCUUCAAAACAAAGUUAUUAAGGCAGCUGCUCUGGAUGUGACGUAUCCUGAGCCUUUGCCAAGGGAUCACCCUUUGUUAAAGCUGAAGAAUGUUAUAAUAACUCCUCACAUUGGAAGUGCCACCAAAAAGACACGCCGCCUUAUGAUGGAAAACAUGACGGAAAGCAUACAAGCGGGUCUUGCGGGUCUUCCUAUCCCUAAUGAAGUAUUCUGUAAAGCGGCCUGCAUUUAAUGUUAAUGCCGUUAGCGUUUAUCCUGGUGUGAGGAAAGAGUAAUUUGAUCACUCUUCGUGUAAUUAUACCAUGUGUGUUAUACAGAUAAAAUGUAUAAUGCAUGGCUUUAAU